GAACUUCCCAUCACUACAGCCCAUGUCCCUAUCCUAUUUUCUGUACGGAGUCUCCACAUACAGAAAACGUGACAGGGCUUGGUCUACGUGUGGCAGGCAACCAAUCAAUGCUGAGCUAACGGUCCAUCUAAUUGUAAUACAUGGUGCAUCUGUCACUCUCUGACCAAUAGGAGAAAGUAUAAGGGGAAGGGGUUACGUAGCAGGGCAAACGGACACCGAAAACUCCACCUACUUUUCUCUGUCAACAGCCUGUGGAGAAGUUGGGAGAUAAGGAAGGUGUCUGAAAACAGCAGAAAUCUAAGCCUUUGUGGAUAUACUAAGCAUUUUCUCUUGCAUUCUGGAAUAAAAUUUACAAAAUCUGAAAUCAUGGUUGUUAAUUCAGUUCAUUGGUUUCGUAAAGGGUUACGACUUCAUGAUAAUCCGUCUUUACAGGAAGCUUUGAAUGGCGCGGAUACUGUGCGCUGUGUUUAUAUUUUGGACCCGUGGUUUGCGGGGUCUGCUAACUUCGGAGUAAACCGAUGGAGGUUUCUGCUAGAGUCCCUGAAGGACCUGGACUCCAGUCUUAGGAAGCUGAACUCCAGGCUGUUCGUGGUGCGUGGUCAACCCACAGAUGUCUUUCCGCGCCUCUUCAAGGAGUGGAACGUGACCCGCCUGACCUUUGAGUAUGACUCUGAGCCAUAUGGGAAGGAGCGAGAUGGGGCCAUCAUCAAGAUGGCACACGAGUUUGGAGUGGAGACCAUAGUCAAGAACUCUCAUACCCUCUACAGCCUGGAUAGGUCAAUCCGGUGGUCCCAGAGAGCACCCAUGUCCAUUCAGGAUUGUCAAGAUGCUUUGUUUAUGGGGAAACAUUUGAAGUUUGCUUACCAGAUCAUUGAGAUGAACAACAACAACCCCCCCCUGACCUUCAAGAGGUUCCAGGCCAUAGUGGACCGCCUGGAGCUGCCCAAGAGGCCGCUGUCCUCCAUCACUCCAGAGCAGAUGGACAGCUGCAGGACCAGGAUCGCUGAGAACCACGACGAGCACUACAGUGUUCCCUCCCUGGAGGAACUGGGGUUCAAGACUGAGGGCCUGAGCCCAGCUGUGUGGGAGGGGGGGGAGUCGGAGGCCCUCGUUAGACUCAAGAAACACUUAGACAGAAAGGCCUGGGUGGCAAAUUUUGAGCGUCCUCGGAUAAGUGGGUGUGCGCUGUUUGCCAGUCCCACUGGCCUCAGCCCCUACUUGCGCUUUGGCUGCCUCUCUUGCAGAGUCUUCUACUACAACCUGAGGGAGCUGUACCUGAAGCUCAGGAAACGGUGCAGUCCUCCUCUCUCCCUGUAUGGUCAGCUGCUGUGGAGAGAGUUCUUCUACACGGCCGCCACCAAUAAUCCAAACUUUGACCACAUGGAGGGUAACCCCAUCUGCGUGCAGAUCCCCUGGGACCUCAACCCUGAGGCGCUGGCCAAGUGGGCGGAGGGCCGGACGGGCUUCCCCUGGAUUGAUGCCAUUAUGGCCCAGCUGAGGCAGGAGGGCUGGAUCCAUCACCUGGCCCGGCACGCCGUGGCCUGUUUCCUGACCCGCGGAGACCUCUGGAUCAGCUGGGAGAGCGGCAUGAGGGUGUUUGAGGAGCUGCUGCUGGAUGCAGACUGGAGCGUGAAUGCAGGCAGCUGGAUGUGGCUCUCCUGUAGCUCAUUCUUCCAGCAGUUCUUCCACUGCUACUGCCCCGUCGGCUUCGGCCGGCGCACUGACCCCAGUGGAGACUUCAUCCGGCGCUACAUCCCCAAACUGAAGGACUACCCCAACCGCUACAUUUACGAGCCCUGGAACGCCCCUGAGUCUGUGCAGAAGGCAGCGGGGUGCGUGGUGGGGGUGGACUACCCCAUGCCUAUGGUGAACCAUGCCGAGGGCAGCCGGCUCAACAUAGAGAGGAUGAAGCAGGUCUACCAGCAGCUGUCCCACUACAGAGGACUCAGCCUGCUUGCCUCUGUGCCCACCAUCCAGGAGGAGGCAGAGCCUCCAUUGACUGAUGACUCACAGGCCAGCAGCUGCACCUGUGACUCCCCCCAGCCCAGUACGUCAGGGACAGCCCCCGCCUCUCUGAGGAAGAGAGGGCCGCAGACAGAGCAGCAUAACCAACGUCUGAAGGUCCAGCACACCAACCCUGUUAAAGCAGGGGAGGAGGAGGAAAUGGGGACGGAGAAGAAAGGAGAGGAGAGUAGGAUGGAGGAGGAGGAGCAGCCAACAGAGGAACAAACUAUCACACAGCAAUAACCAAUGACAAAAGGAGAUGCUACUACAGAGAAGACACCAGCUCAUCUCUCCUGCCUGGGACAAUUGAACACACACACACACACAUGCAGUCAAACACACACAUCCCAGUUUAUUUUUUUUAUUUUAAUUAACUUUUUUCAUCUAUCAAUCAGAAGUGUUGAAAAAAAUGCUGCAUUUCCAAACACAUGUCCAUAACUAGGUUUCAUUGACUACGUUUACAUGCAGCCUCCUAUCCUGUCAUAAUCUGAAGAGGCCAUUCUGAAUAAACACCUCAUUCAGAAUAAAGCCAUUCUGUAUAUAUUAUCAGAUAAACAUGUGGUAAUUAGUUUUAUAUGAAAAUAUUAGCUAUAUACUAGCUUUUUCAAGUUACAUUAUUCAUGGAAAUGAGCUGACACUGCGUAUGCUUCUCCUUGUGAAGGAUCAGUGUAUCAUUCAAAGUUCUGCUUCCAUUCUGCAUCUGUCAGUUCUAACUCAGCUCAACAAUUUUCCACUUAUUACUACAUUCCAUGACCAGAUGAGAUUAUAUGCAUGUAAACAUGGUCAAUGUGUAUGUGGUGGAAAGCCAGUGAUUAACCCUUUCCCUUUGCCAUGUUUUGCUUUGUUCUUAUCAGAGUUAGACUCAAUUUACGGUGAGAGCACCAAUUUAAGAAUAAAGUCUAAAUUCCAAUCCAAUAAGUAAAACAGGACUUUCAUGUAUUUUUUUUCCAUUGAAUCAAUUGAUAUUUAAAAAAAUAUGUUCCUAAAUUCACAGAUGAUGGAGUAGAUCUCAGCGCUGACCCCUGUUAUGAAAGAGGGUCAAGAUGUGCUCCAGACACAAGUUACUGCUGUGCUGACUCUGAUCACUGUGUGUGUUUGGAAACUAUUGCAAACAUUUUGCCUGAGACAGAGGGUGUUCCAACAGCAGUCUUUAAAAAGAAUCGAAAAAUAAUACAGUUUUAUACUCCCCCCUUUGGGGAUUGUUUUUGAUUGUUGUUACCAGUUGAAAGUGUAUGUUGGACAUGAUAGCAGGACACAGCUGGUGACAUUUACGUGCUCCCACAAACAAAAAAAUGUUUGGGAACGUUAUUUCGGUUGAUUAUUCCUCAAUUUUAAUAAUACCAAUUGGUAUUGUAUUUUAUAUCAUUGGAAAGCUUAAUUAGUCACCUUUACAAUGAGGUACAACUUGUAAGGAUCGUGCAUUCGUGGAAUGAGCAACACAGCUAACCGUGUGGGUAGCGGCCCAAAAAAUUGUGCCAAAAUCCCCUUCAAUAUUCUUCUGUUGGUAUUCACUCUCGUUUUGAGCUUCAAGUGGGAUCUGCUUGGGCGUGCUGUACGUGCCACAGUGACCACCGCAAACAUGUUGGCUGACUUGCGACAAAUCCUGGGUGAGGAAUAGGAUGCCAUCCCACAGCAGUGUGUGAACAGGCUGGUGACCAGCAUGAGGAGGUGCCAAGCUGUUGUGGCUGCGUAUGGAUCUUCCACACGCUACUGAGAGUACACCUGACAGUGUAAAAUGAAUAAAGUGUACAAAUGCACAAUUCCAUGUAAUUGUAACAAUCCUUACAAGUUGUACCUCGUUGUAAGGUGGCUAAUCAGGCUUUCCAAUUAAAUUAAAUACAAUACCAAUUGGUAUUAUUGAAGGGGAGGAAUAAUCGACCGAAAUAACGUUUCCAAACUUUUUUGGAGGAGUUAAUAUAUAAACACACACGUGCACCCCUACACACUUACAGCAAUUGGGAGUGAAUCAUUUUUAAAAGCUCUCAAACUAUUAUUAAAUGUAAUAUAAUAGUGUGUGAAUGUUUUGUAUGCCCUAUGUAUAAAGGUUUUGUAUUAAUUCCCUUUUUACUCUACAUGUACAUCUGUCCAUCCGUUUGUUGACGGACAACAUCAACAUCUGUGAAUUUGUCAGUCCCACAAUUAUCUUUUGUAGAUGCUCCAAACUAGUCAGCUAAACUUCAAGGACGUGUUUAUGUUCUUCAUUCUCUGCAUGAUCAAGAGUACUGGCUCUGCGCUGGUUUGAAUCUGGUCUGCAUCUUGAAUCAUGUUUGUUGUGAGAGUCUGAGAGGAAAAGGGAAACAUAUUUGAAAUUAUGAUUGACAGUUACGAUAGUUGGUCCUUAGUAGAAUAAAUCAGUGAUGCAGUUUGAGACCCCAGGCCUCAAUACAUCCCUCAUCUCGAUUCAACCACACCUACAGCUUGUCAUCAUGUUUCCAAAUAUUGUACAUUCCAAGCAAAGGAGAGUACCUUCACUCAUGUCUAAGUUUCCAUGAGUUCUGUGGAAUAGUUAUGUAUUUGUUUUGUAUUGUACAAAAGAGUUUAUUUUUAUUAAAGAGGUGAUUCUGAA
Messenger RNA from Hypomesus transpacificus, 4570 nucleotides. It is a transcript of the gene cry2, whose product is annotated as cryptochrome circadian regulator 2. Gene Ontology annotation, biological process: entrainment of circadian clock by photoperiod; circadian regulation of gene expression; negative regulation of DNA-templated transcription. Gene Ontology annotation, molecular function: FAD binding; DNA binding. NCBI's taxonomy places the organism in Eukaryota, Metazoa, Chordata, Actinopteri, Osmeriformes, Osmeridae. The record is from RefSeq and is a predicted model, not a curated record. Gene Ontology annotation, cellular component: cytoplasm; nucleus.